CACAAAGUCAGCCGCCUAACCCGCAAAGCCACAGCGACAUCAAACUUGGAAUAUUUUGGUGCCAUGGUGUUCCCACCACUGAAAGCAACUUCGAUGAUGAAUCAACUUUCAAGGAUGUGGAUUAUGUUCUUUACUGCUCUGUCAGCCUCCAUAGCUGUUCAAGACAACAGUUUGUGUGAGUGGGGGAAAUAUGGCGAGCACUGCAACUUGACUUGUCCUGUGAACUGUGCCCUAGUUCCACCAAGUAAUCUUCAGCACUGCAACAGAGACACGGGGGAAUGUUCUGCGGGAUGUCUGGGUGGUUGGCAUGGUGAUCUGUGUGACCAAGCCUGCAGCGCCACCUGUCCAGAAAGGAGAUGUAACCAGCAAACAGGGUUCUGCACACUUGGCUGCAGUGGGACCAACAUGGACCUUUUUUGUAACCCUAUAACAGAGUGUGGUCGUGGCUGGUAUGGAGAUACAUGUGAACAUCCCUGCAGCAGCAACUGUGUGGAGGACAGAUGCCACCAAACAACUGGAGUCUGUGUACUUGGAUGCCGUGGGACUUAUGCUGGAGAGGAUUGUAACAUCACGAAAGAAACCUCUUGGCCUCCAGCAGCUGCGAACAACAAGGAAGGAGGAGGGGGCGUGAUUAGCAUAAGGGUUCCUGUGUUCCUGGCUGCAGCUAUAACAGUCGCACUUGUGGUCGCAGUCGCUGGCGCUGUCGCUCUCCCAAUCAUCGUGUUAUUGAGAAGGCGGAGAGACCAGAACAGUUCACAAGAACGAUCAACAGCUGACGGGGAAGGUUUGCUUGGAGGCUUUGGAAAACACACGGAGUCAGGAUCUUCACCCAAUGAGAAGCCCCCGAUAGACACUUGAGCCUUGGGUGAAAUCAGACACGAGACAGUAUGAAUUUUUUUCAUCGACAUUUGAAGAAACUCAGAAAGAAUAAAUGAACAGUUAACAUAUCAAGUGCGUAAACUGUUGUGCGAUAAUAAUAUUUCUAAGUGUUGUGCAGAUACUCAGAAUAUAAUAUGAAGACACAGUUUUAGUUUUACUAUAAUUCAUCUGCAGAUUUACUGAAGGUGAAGAUUUGCAGAAAACAGAAAUCUCCGCAUUGACGAACAACAACCACAGGAGUACAUCAACCACAGGGGUACAUCAACCACAGGAGUACAUCAACCACAGGAGUACAUCAACCACAGGAGUACAUCAACCACAGGAGUACAUCAACCACAGGAGUACAUCAACCACAGGAGUACAUCAACCACAGGAGUAUAUGUUGUAUACAGUAGGGUUGAGCAAGAAAGUCGAAUAUUUUGUUUUAUGACGUAAUCACAAAAGUGUGUGACC
Messenger RNA from Haliotis rubra (blacklip abalone), 1332 nucleotides. RefSeq names its product multiple epidermal growth factor-like domains protein 10. The record is from RefSeq and is a predicted model, not a curated record. The transcript has 9 exons. NCBI's taxonomy places the organism in Eukaryota, Metazoa, Mollusca, Gastropoda, Lepetellida, Haliotidae. The coding region runs from base 64 to 858 and encodes 264 amino acids.